Molecule: messenger RNA, 1188 nt
Organism: Exophiala viscosa
Lineage: Eukaryota; Fungi; Ascomycota; Eurotiomycetes; Chaetothyriales; Herpotrichiellaceae
Exons: 2
Coding region: 1-1188 (395 amino acids)
Biological process (GO): maturation of SSU-rRNA
Molecular function (GO): rRNA small subunit aminocarboxypropyltransferase activity
Source: RefSeq, a predicted model, not a curated record
AUGGUGCGUCACAAGAAAGACAACCCUUCUGGGAAAGCGAAGAAAUACUCGACCAACUCUCGACAUACAGCACGUUCAGGCGGACUCGAAGGCGAAACUGGUGGCGCUACGGAACGUCCUCCCUUCAAAGCAGCAUGCUGGGACUUUGGCCACUGCGAUUCGAAACGAUGUAGCGGGAAGAGGCUGAUGCAUUUCGGCAUGAUGCGCGAACUACCCAUCGGCCAAAAGUAUCCGGGCGUUGUCAUCUCUCCUAACGCGAAGCGAGUGGUGUCUCCCGCAGAUAAGGAGCUCCUCGAACAGUACGGUGCAGCGGUGGUGGAAUGCUCGUGGGUGCGCAUACAAGAAGUGCCGUGGUCUAGGAUUGGCGGCAAGUGUGAGCGCCUACUGCCUUACCUCGUGGCGGCCAACCCCGUGAACUAUGGCAAACCGUGGCGCCUGAACUGCGUCGAAGCGCUAGCCGCGUGCUUCUGCAUAUGUGGCCAUCAAGAUUGGGCGGAGAUUGCCCUCCAGCAUUUCACAUACGGGAAACCGUUCCUGGAAAUCAACUCGCAGCUGUUCAAGCGGUACGCGGCAUGCGAGAAUGAAGAAGAUAUGAAAAAGGCCGAGGAGGCAUGGCUCGCCAAGCUCGAGAAGGAGUACUCUGAGAGCCGCCAAAAGGACCCCGCGGAUGAGGAAGAUGACUGGGCAGGAGGCAACAUGAACAGAAGAGACGUGUUCGAGUCAGACGACGAAGACGAUGAAGAAGAUAAGGACGGCGCAGCGGACGACGAUAGCGCCGCGGCAGACUCCGACGAAGAGGACGGAGCACCACUCCAGCAGGGCGUGCCGCUAGACUUGCCCCCAGACGAGGAUGAUGAGGACGAAGAGGCAGCGAUGGCUGAAAUUAGGCGUAAAAUACUUGCGUCCAAGCCCUUCAGCGAGUCGCUCUCUCCGCAGGACUCGCGCAAGAAGGAACCAGAAGAGAAAGAGGACGGCACUGCAGUGCUAGCCACAAAGCCACCGGCGCUGAUUGACUCGGACGCGGAAUCGGGCUCGGGUGGGGACGAUUACGACGAUUUCGACCAGAUUGUCAAUGCAACGCCUGUGACUGAUCGGACAGGUAUCACUGCGCGGCAAAGACAGCAGAAGUUGGAACAAGCCAGCGCGACUUUCUCGCGGACAGUAGUUUCAGCACCUAGCAAGUGGUAA